AUGGAAGGGGGCACUUGUGCCCCCGACCCCGAGGAGACCGCACGGAUCCUCAACCUCCUGAGCGAGUUGGGAUUAGUCGGUGGGAUGUUAGCCGUAAGCCAUGGCUCAGAGCAAGUGCUGGCAAGGCAGUUGACGGACCGACUGGGUUUAGAACAUCGGCCCUGGCACACUGCCUUCAUCAUGGGUCAAGUCCGUGAGGCAGUACAAAUGGCAGACCUGGAUGAACGGUUGACAGGGACAUCAUCGACAAGGUCCAUGCAGAACUUGUUGGAUGCCAGGGUGGCGAUGGAGAAAGAAAAGAAGAGGACCCUCGAGCCUCCAGAUGUCCAAGUGAUUCUCCCGACGAUGCCUAAGAGGGGCACCUUGGGGAGAACAGUCCGGCUAAGGAGUGGCCGCGUGGCAGCCGAGGAGGAGGUGACGGACAAGAUCAUGGACAAGCUGGUAGAUGAAUUGGUGCGUUACAAAGCACCGGUGCUGGACGAGAUGAAGAAGACCAUGAACCCUACCAGAGCGAAGGAAGCGCUCAUCGGGAAGUACCGCAUGUCAACGGUGCGAAGAUACUUGGCUUCCUGGGAGCGGUUCAGAGAGUGGUCAGACGCAAUGGGAAAGCCCGGAAAGCGUCCAGACAGCGUGACCUUGGUAGACUACAUGUACGCCAGGGAGGAGGAAGGCAUGGGGCCGUCAAUUCCGUUGUCCGUGAGUUCGGCAGUGGCAUGGUUUGAGAAGACGGCCGGCGCAGCAGAAGAGGAUCAGCUGAUGAACCAGUAUUUCCCCCAGAUGGUGAUGAAGGAGCUGACACGCAAGCUGGAACAGAAGGCCCCCCCAGUCAGGCGAGCGCCUCGUUGGCUGGGGUGCUUCAUUGCGCCAAUGGAGACCUUGGUGGUGGACAGCGCUGUCCCCUUCGAGGUUCGGGUUUGUGCAUGGUUCAAGCUCAUAAAGAUGUGGGCUUCCAUGCGGUUUGACGAUGCAGCCCACUUGAAGACGUCCGAAAUCAGGUACUACGAUGGCCAGUUGAUUGGGAUGAUGCAUCAAUCGAAGACGACAGGCGCUGGGAAGCGGGUGCGUGAACUGCCGAUAUACAUCGCAAGGGAUGCAUAUGUGGUGCACGGUGACUGGUUGGCAGUUGGCUUCGAUCUUGUUAAGUUGCGGAUGCCAAGAGACCGUGUCUACGUCUUCCCGGAGGGUUGUUUCUACGGGUCGGCGUAUGGAUCGGCGCAUGUCUCCUAUGCAGAGGCGGUCGCUGGGAGCUCCAGAGUGCUUUCGCUGCUGGAGGGCUACAAAGGGCCUCUCAUCCCCUCGGGGUGGGAGCGAUUCUGGUCGGAGCAUAGCGAAAGAGCGACAUUGCCUAGCGGCCUGGCAGCUUUGGGUGUUGAGAAGUCUGACAGGGACCUUCUGGGGAGGUGGUGCCCUGAAGGUUCCGAUGUAUAUGUCAGGACAUACAAUUCGAUCGUCAAGAAGAUGCACAAGAAGAUAGUUGCAGUACUACGGAGUGAGACUGCAUACGAGGAGCUGGACGAGGGAGCCAUUAUGGAAGAGCUGAAGGUGUGGCUGCAUGAGAAGUGGACAGUGCCUGAAGAUCAGGCGAACGAUGUGGUGGAGGCCUGGAAGGAGAUCGGGGCAAAGGGCCUCAAGGGUAAGCCUGUGGUGGUGUCUGAUGAUGAUACCACAAUAUAUGGAGACUCGCAGAGCGAGAAGGAGGGUGGCGCCCAAGGUCCUGGGGCGGCGCACAGCAGGUGCAAGGGCAGAGCCAGUGGACGGAGAGGCGGGGUCGCACCUCAGAGCCGUGUAGUUCAGUCACAUCGCAUGUGUUUGAACGGGUGCAUAGCAUGCGCGUUUGACACCGCCGUGUCACGGGCGGCAUCGCAUGCUGCAUGGUUGCUCGGUUCAAAUAGCGGGGCGUGGCGUGGGGGCCGGGAGCUCGUCAUGCCGCGCGCGGCGCUCACGGAUGAUGAGGGGGCGAAAGCCCUGGAGGCGGCAGGGACAGAUAUCAAAUACCUGCUGUCUAGGCAUGAGGUGAGCUUGGACAACCAGAAGCUCUUUUUCCACCACGGGGUCACGACACUAGAGAAGCUGUCGAACUUCGCGAAAGAUAGGGACGACUUGGCGCUGGUCUUCAAGGAUCAUUGGGAGUUGGAUGCAAGCAGGAGCUUGGAGGAGAGAGUGCAGGUGGCAGCGAUCACCUGUGCCUUCACGAAUGCCAAGACGAGGAGUCAGCGGGCCGCCGAGGUCGACGCGGAGUAUGACACGCUGCAGUGGUCGAGGCCGGUGGUGGCGGGGGAAUGGGCGGCUAUGCGCUCAGCAUUAGAGAAGCGCUACGGGCACCUGGAGGACAAGAUUUAUCCAUCCAAGGAAUACAUUGAAAAGAAGUUGGUUGAAGUUGAACAUGGUGAAUACCGGGCUGAGGAGCUUACAGAAGUUGUGUCGAAAGAAGAAAUUGAGGCUGAUUCUGUGGAACCGACGAACGCUGAAGAACUUCGACGCCGGCUGUCGAUCUGGAAGAACGCAAUGGUUAUGAUCUCGCUGAAGCAUUCCAAUAGGCAUGAGCUUCAGGGCGCUUGGGAAGACACAGUUGAGCAAUACAAGGACUAUUUGUUGGAGGACUAUGUAUUUGGCCUGAGUGCCAAGGACGCUGAAGGUCAGACCUUUGCCUCUCCACCGUGGAAACUUGUCAUUGCUUAUGAACGAGCAAUCAGGAAGCAGGCCGUGAAGAUCACGAACACGGAGGGCAAACCACUUACAGUUUCACUCAAGAUGGCAUGGAAGGAUGCCACGAUCAAGGAGAGGAACUUCACCACGCCCCUGGCCUUGUAUGCAAAGAGACCGACACCACCAUGGCGAGAGCAGCCGCAAGCUAAGCUGGCGCAACGAAAGGGUGUUCAUGUGGUGAUCACAGAACUGGACAUCCAGUCCGAUCGCAAGUCGGAUUUCACAAUACCUUCAGUACAGAAGAAAUGGUUGCAGUUGAUUGCCAAAGGCUCAGAGGUGCAGAAGAAGAGGAAACCGGCAGAUGAUCCGGGGCCUGCGGAGAAACGUCGCAACGUGCCGCAGGAGAAGGUGGAGGAGUUCCUAGCGAAGAUUCGGUGCCUCCUGGCAGAUGAUUUGGGCAUUGCAAUGCAACAUUGUCCGGAGGAGGGCCAGCCAUUUUUCCUGGACCUUAUGAGAGGGGGGUUGGAGAAGGCAGGUGAUCUUGACUGGGCCUUCUUGGAGCAGGCUAAGGUGGGUUUGCCACUGGGCAUCUUGAAUCAGUUGCCUCGUACGCCAGAGGAGCAGCUUCGUUGGAACCUGGAGAGUGAGGAUUGGAGCAGUGCUGUCUGGCAGAAGGAGAACUAUGUGUCAGCGGCAGAGCAUGAGAAAUACCUCACAGAGCACCUGGAGCAGGAAGUUGCGGAGGGUCUGAUGACCAAGAUGGGCGAGGAGGCCUUUGUUGCUACAUAUGGUGAGGACCGGGCUGUAGCGGCACUAGCAGUCUUGGUUGAGGAUGAGGUGACGGGCAAGAAGCGGGUGAUACAUGACGGCACGCAUGGUGUCAUGGUGAAUCACAAGAUCCGCUGCAGAGACAAGGUCAGGAUGCCGGGGCCUCGAGAGAAGCGGGCCCUGCUCGAGGAGUAUGAGGCGGAGCAGAAGACAGUGCUGUCCCUUGCGGGAGACUUCGCUAAGGCGCACAGGCGCUUCAAGUAUGCAGUGGAGGAGCAGGGCUUCUUGGCACGCAAGGCGUCCUCAAGUUCGAACACUGUCUAUGUGAACAAAGUUGGGACUUUUGGGAUAGCUUCAACUCCGUACUGGUGGGCGCGGCUGAGUGCGGCUCUGAUGCGGCUAGUGUAUUGGGUCCUCGGGGAGGGUUUCCCGAAUGACAUGUUGUUGUAUGCAGACGACCUGGAGGUGUUGACAGUUGGACGUGAAGGGCGAGUCGGAGGUGUCCUUGCCUAUGCGCUGAUGGCAGCACUUGGAGCCCCGUUCAAAUGGGCGAAGCAAAGGGGUGGUUUGACAACGGAGUGGAUUGGCUUGACCACCGACUACCGCAUCUUUGCAAUGGGGUUGUCUGUCAAGAGGACCGAAUGGGUGCUGGUCGCUGAGGCUGCGGAAAGAAGUUUGGGGCGUCUUGGUUUUUCCGCUCUUGCACUUCCGUGGGAGAGGCCAUUGUUGGGCCCGUUGUACGCCUGGGCGUCAGCGAUACAGUCAAACCGGGGUGCAUUGACCAUCCCUUGGGCAAUACAGUUCAUUUUGAGUUGGAUUGCAAAGAGGCUCAAAGAAGGUGGCCGCAUGGAGGCAGUCAAGCGACCAGUGUUCCAGGGUGGCGGUGCGCUGAGGAUCUGGACAGAUGCCAAGGCGACGGAACAUGCUGCUUGGAUUGGAGGCUGGCUUGAGGAGUCAUCCGACAGCAAGGCUUGCAGAUGGUUUUCGUUCAAGGUCACGGAGAGCUUUGCACCCUGGCUGUUUUUCCGGGGAAAGAACCCAAAGAGGGUCAUAGCUGCGCUGGAGUUGCUUGCUACGCUUGUUGCCCUUAGGCUUUGGCUGAAGGGUGGAGGUGCGUCUGCUGAGAUAUACGUGGAGGCAUUUACAGACGACCGUGGCAACUCCUUCAUUCUUCGCAAGGGGUUGUCAACCAAGUUUCCGGUUACAUUGCUAGUGAUUGAGGUUGCAGAGACGCUUAGAAGGUAUGAUGCUUAUGCGACUCUGACCUGGGUUAGGAGGGACGGCAAUGAGCUGGCGGAUGCAUUGACAAACGAGGACUUCAGUGCUUUUGAGCCUCAGAGGAGAGAGCUAGUUGGAGAGAAUCAUUUUCAAUGGUUUGUCAUGGACGAGCUUUUGAGAGGAAGUGAGGAGCUCUUCAACGAGAUCAAGGAACACAAGGUCAGGAAGAAAGCUAAGCAUAGUGCCGGACCUGCAAAGAAGAAAGCAAAGAAAUUCUUCGGCAGGUGGAACUCCUGA
Molecule: messenger RNA, 4929 nt
Organism: Durusdinium trenchii
Lineage: Eukaryota; Dinophyceae; Suessiales; Symbiodiniaceae
Source: the annotation of a GenBank genome assembly